This is a messenger RNA of Plutella xylostella (diamondback moth), 2872 nucleotides long. RefSeq names its product heparanase. Lineage: Eukaryota; Metazoa; Arthropoda; Insecta; Lepidoptera; Plutellidae. The record is from RefSeq and is a predicted model, not a curated record. Gene Ontology annotation, cellular component: extracellular matrix.
UGAAAAUGACUUUGUGCGAAUGCAUGGCUGUAUUAAUUAAAGCGUCCCAUUGAUUGUUAGUGACUGAUUCUAAUUAUCAGGGGUCAUGUCGUGCGUAAUUAACGCGUCAAAGUAGCAAGUAACUAAGAGUUCGCGUGCUCUAAAACAAGAAUUAAUUUUAAACUAGAUAUAAAAGUAAUAUAGCGAAAACCUGAAUAUUUCGGCUUUGUUAGUUUCAUUAUAUUGACUACAACACGUAGCUUCCGCAUCAGCAAUUUCUAUAAAAUCCAUGUCGCAGGCAUAUUUGCGUUUACUUGUUAGUUUAGUGAUAUGUCUGCACCAUGGAUCGCUUAGCGAGAUUUUGUGUUUUAUUCACGAAGUUAUUGUUUUUUAUACAUUCAGUGAGUUCGGAUCUGUUCUCAGUGAGGAUAGGCACGGAAACUCCUAUAAAUGUGGUUGAUACGCGAUUUCUAAGUUUUACCAUCGACCCCGAAUAUUUGUUUACCAGUGAUGAGAAAUAUAAAAGCAAAGAAUGCAUGUGCAUGGCCUCAGCUCUAUCUCCAGCGUACAUCCGCAUAGCUGGCCCUUCCACCUCGCGUCUGACCUUCAGCAACAGCACCCUCGGCCUUGAACCUGACCUCGAGGAGACCCCCAUAGAGCUCACCUUCACCAACAAAGCCAGCAAACUCAAGCUCGAAGACAUACUACGCCAAGCGCGCAAAGACAACAAAAAGCCGUUGAAAAAACGCGAGAGUUCCUUAACAGUCACUCAUAAGCAAUGGAAGAAGUUUGCAGACUGGUCCAAUCAGACUGGUUUUAACAUAGUGUUUGCAGUGAACAACCAGGAGAAGCUGAGAUCUGGGAUGUGGGAUGCCAACUCGGCGCUGAGCAUCCUGAGCGUGGCUGAUAGAGGGAAGAUUGACAAUGUGGUGUGGCAGCUGGGUUACGAAUGCACCAACCAGUCCAUAGAAGAAUACCUCUACGACUUGGAGACCCUUCGUGUCAUGGUGGACACCUUCCCCCAGGGCGCCGCGGGGGGGUGGCGGGUGGUGGCGGGGGACGUGACCCCCUGCCUGGAUGCGGCUUCCAAGAGCGACUUCAAGGACUUUGUGGCGCUGAGCAAUGAGAGAUUGGACGCCAUUUUGUUGGACGGUAACUCAUCAUCCCACGAGCUGGAGAAGCUCUCGGAGAAGGAGCGCACGCGGCUGCUGCGGCUACUGUCUGCGGGAGACACACCGCUGUGGCUCAGCGACCACCACGCACAGAACAUUCCACAAUCCCCGCUGCUGCGCGCCGCGGACUGGAUGUCCUCGCUGGGGCACUCCGCGAGGAACGGGUUCACGGUGCACUUCAGGGAGCUGAGGGAGAAUGAGCUGUUUGAGCCGAGCCUUAGUUUCUACAUGGCGCUACUCUACAAAAACCUGGUCGGCGAGCGCGUACUAGACGCAGACUUCGACUCCAACUCCGACCGAGCGUGUUUAUUCGCGCACUGUACAUCGCUGCGUCACAAGCCAGUGCCGGGAGCCGUCACUUUGUACGGAGCUAACAUGAACGACGAACCGGCCAGAUUCUCACUGAAGCUUAGCAGGAGGGAGGAGGGCGGGGAUAUCAUGCAGUUUAUAUUGGCGAUGGAUGAUAGCGGGAACAUCAUAGUGAACGGUCGCGCCAUGUACUACGAGGGAGAUAUCCGACCAGUUGUGAAGCGCGUGCGUCCGUACAAGACACUGCUCCUCAACCUACCUCCUAAAUCGUUCGGGUUCUGGGUACUCGCCAACACUAAGGUAAAUGCAUGUUACGACACAAAAACAAGUGACUACGAAGAAAACCACUUUGUGCGAGCAAUAUCUGUUGAAGACGACAAAUAUAAAGAAAAUACAAUAAGAUCUAAACGUUCAAACGAGAUGAAUAGUCUAGAUUAUCCUGAUUUUGUUGAUCUCAAUGAAGAAAGAAUUGCAACAACUUUAAAAAGAACUCAAGCUACAAAUGACAUAAUAAAACAAAUUGAUAAAUUAAACGAGGAUUUGCAAAAAGCACACAAACUGCUAAGGAGAACUGAAAGGAUAUCGGACAAUGGGAUCGAAACACCACUAAUAAGACGUAAACGUCAAGAUAUUGAAGAAGAAAACAAACCGAAAACUAAAACAUUAUUUAAAAAUAAAAUUAUUAAAAAGCCUUUGUUUUUGAUAUCUAAGGACCGCAAAGUUGUUAAAGAAGAACUACUUGAAGAAACCAAGCCCAAAGUGGGCUGGGUCGGAAAGUUACUUCGUUUUAAUGCUAAAUUAAAUGAAACAAGGUAUUUACGACAUGAAAAGUUGAAGAAACUUAGAGAGUUGAGUACUAAGAGCAAAGUUAAUAAAAGACAUUUAGGUAAACUCCCUCUUCAUCAGGACAAUGAGGUCAUCAAACCCGGUAAUGCUAAUAUAAAAGAUAAUGAAAUAGAUUUUGACGAAAACCUUAAAAAGAGGAGACGGCGAAGUAUAUUAUCUGCCAAGAAUAUUAACACAGAUGAAGACUUAUUAGAAAAUGAAAUUGAUACUGACACUAGAGACAAAAAGUUCAUCAGAUACGGUAAAAUACUUCAUAAAAUUAAUGAACAACUAGAAGAACUACCCGCAAAGCUACAAUCUACAUUGAACCAAGAUAAUAAUAUCAACAAUGACGGUAGUGAAGAUUCUUCAGGUGCUUUAGAAAACCAAAUUGUACUGAAAACCAAAAUGACAGAGGAUAACGCAUCUAUAAAUCUUAUUGAAAAAAAUACUCCAGGCUUUUUCAGAAAAACAUUUAACAAGGCAUUUGAAAUCAUAGAUGACUUAAAUACUAAGAUAAACACCCUAAUUUCAGCUUUGAAUUUCGUGGACUGAUUUUGUAAAACGAUUAAAUUGUUUUAUGUAGA